Chinchilla lanigera (long-tailed chinchilla) is the source of this 2341-nucleotide messenger RNA. RefSeq names its product CXXC finger protein 1 (gene Cxxc1). Gene Ontology annotation, molecular function: zinc ion binding; DNA binding. The transcript is spliced from 15 exons. The coding region runs from base 104 to 2092 and encodes 662 amino acids. Gene Ontology annotation, biological process: positive regulation of DNA-templated transcription. Gene Ontology annotation, cellular component: Set1C/COMPASS complex. Lineage: Eukaryota; Metazoa; Chordata; Mammalia; Rodentia; Chinchillidae. The record is from RefSeq and is a predicted model, not a curated record.
AGUAGUUGUGGGCGCUUUUGCAACCGCCGCGGACGCCGCCGAGGUGUUUGUGUAGGUUCGCGGGACUCCGGCUGGAGAGUGAGAGUGAGCCGGGAGCGGAGAUAUGGAAGGAGAUGGUUCAGACCCAGAGCCUCCAGACGCAGGGGAGGACAGCAAGUCAGAGAAUGGGGAGAAUGCACCCAUCUAUUGCAUCUGCCGAAAACCAGACAUCAACUGCUUCAUGAUUGGAUGUGACAGCUGUAAUGAGUGGUUCCAUGGGGACUGCAUCCGGAUCACUGAGAAGAUGGCCAAGGCCAUCCGAGAGUGGUACUGUCGGGAGUGCCGAGAGAAAGACCCUAAACUGGAGAUUCGCUAUCGGCACAAAAAGUCACGGGAGCGGGAUGGCAAUGAACGGGACAGCAGUGAGCCCCGGGAUGAGGGUGGAGGGCGCAAGAGGCCUGUCCCAGAUCCAGACCUGCAGCGCCGGGCAGGAUCAGGGACAGGGGUCGGGGCCAUGCUUGCUCGGGGCUCUCCUUCACCCCACAAAUCCUCUCCGCAGCCACUGGUGGUCACACCUAGUCAGCAUCACCAGCAGCAACAGCAAAUCAAAAGGUCAGCUCGAAUGUGCGGUGAGUGUGAGGCAUGCCGGCGUACAGAGGACUGUGGCCACUGUGACUUCUGCCGUGACAUGAAGAAAUUCGGGGGCCCCAACAAGAUCCGGCAGAAGUGUCGGCUUCGCCAGUGUCAGCUGCGAGCCCGGGAAUCGUACAAGUACUUCCCUUCCUCGCUCUCGCCGGUGACACCUUCAGAGUCCUUGCCAAGGCCCCGCCGGCCACCGCCCACUCAGCAGCAGCCACAGCCAUCACAGAAGCUGGGCCGCAUCCGUGAAGAUGAGGGGGCAGUGGCGUCAUCCGCCGUCAAGGAACCACCCGAGGCUACAGCCACACCUGAACCACUCUCAGAUGAGGACCUAACACUGGAUCCUGACCUGUACCAGGAUUUCUGUGCAGGGGCCUUUGAUGACCAUGGCCUACCCUGGAUGAGUGACACAGAAGAGUCUCCAUUCCUGGACCCUGCACUUAGGAAGAGGGCAGUGAAAGUGAAGCAUGUAAAGCGUCGGGAGAAGAAGUCUGAGAAGAAGGUGAUGGAGAGGGUAAAAUGGAAGGAGGAGAGAUACAAGCGGCAUCGGCAGAAACAGAAGCACAAGGAUAAAUGGAAGCACCCAGAGAGGGCUGAUGCCAAGGACCCUGCAUCACUACCACAGUGCCUGGGACCUGGCUGUGUGCGUGCCGCUCAGCCAGGCUCCAAGUAUUGCUCAGAUGACUGUGGCAUGAAGCUGGCAGCCAACCGCAUCUAUGAGAUCCUGCCCCAGCGCAUCCAGCAGUGGCAGCAGAGCCCUUGCAUUGCUGAAGAGCAUGGCAAGAAGCUGCUAGAACGCAUUCGCCGUGAGCAGCAGAGUGCCCGUACUCGCCUUCAGGAAAUGGAACGCAGAUUCCAUGAGCUUGAGGCCAUCAUUCUGCGUGCCAAGCAGCAGGCUGUGCGCGAGGAUGAGGAGAGCAAUGAGAAUGACAGUGAUGACACAGACUUGCAGAUAUUCUGUGUCUCUUGCGGGCACCCCAUCAACCCACGUGUUGCCUUGCGCCACAUGGAGCGCUGCUAUGCCAAGUAUGAGAGCCAGACGUCCUUUGGAUCCAUGUACCCAACACGCAUUGAAGGGGCCACACGACUCUUCUGUGAUGUCUAUAAUCCUCAGAGCAAAACAUACUGUAAGCGGCUCCAGGUGCUAUGUCCCGAGCACUCACGGGACCCCAAAGUGCCAGCCGAUGAGGUAUGUGGGUGCCCCCUUGUACGUGACGUCUUCGAGCUCACUGGUGACUUCUGCCGCCUACCCAAGCGCCAGUGCAAUCGCCAUUACUGCUGGGAGAAGCUGCGGCGUGCAGAAGUGGACUUGGAGCGUGUGCGAGUGUGGUACAAGCUGGACGAGCUAUUUGAGCAGGAGCGCAAUGUACGGACGGCCAUGACAAACCGGGCAGGGCUGCUGGCCCUAAUGCUGCACCAAACGAUCCAGCAUGACCCACUCACUACCGACCUGCGCUCCAGUGCUGACCGCUGAGCCUCAUCAGCCCAGAGCCCCUCACACCCUGCAUUCCAGUCAGGAGAGUGGCCCUGAGCCUCCUUUUGUUCCUUCUGUCCCUGUACCUAUCCCCCUUUUGACUGUCCAUUUGCCCUUACAAAAGGUUCUCAGAAUUUUCCUGAGUGUCUGUCUCUGUCUGUUGUCUGUGCUUGGGUGGGACUGUGGAGUCCACUCACCCUUGCCUUCCCCUUGCCCUGCAUUUUGUUAAUAAAAUUUUGAAGAACUGAG